Arabidopsis lyrata subsp. lyrata is the source of this 1338-nucleotide messenger RNA. RefSeq names its product ethylene-responsive transcription factor ERF088. The transcript has a single exon. The record is from RefSeq and is a predicted model, not a curated record. The coding region runs from base 522 to 1193 and encodes 223 amino acids. NCBI's taxonomy places the organism in Eukaryota, Viridiplantae, Streptophyta, Magnoliopsida, Brassicales, Brassicaceae. Gene Ontology annotation, molecular function: DNA binding; DNA-binding transcription factor activity. Gene Ontology annotation, biological process: regulation of DNA-templated transcription.
AAAGACACAGAAGAAAUUAACUAAUCACACACAGAUCAAUGCUUAAGGAUUGACUUCAAAAUCAACUGAAUUACCCUUAAAAUCCAAAUCCCUAAGCUUGUGUCACAUGUUCUCCCAUUGAAAGUUAAGUUAGGUUUCUUGACAUUUGCACAGUUUUUGUCUGAGUCUAUAAUGACAAUGUCCUUGUCACCACUUGGCUUGGCUCCAUACAUUCUUCAAGAUGAAUGACCUCAGAGACUUAUGUAGCUAAAGUGUGGAAUAUAUUAAGCAAAAGGACAAAAAUGGAGAAAAUAUGAAACACUUUCUUGUUUCUGCUGACACAGUUUACGAAGCGGAAAUAAGACUUUGGUGUUAAAUUUUUUAACUCCCAACUAAUUCCUUUAAUUUAAUGCCAAAUCCAAAAAGGCAUCAAUCAAGUUCACACACUCCUUUGCUCUUCAUAGUUUAUAUAGCAGCUUAAGGAACAUCAAAGCUCAAUAGACUUAAAGAGAGAGAAGCAUUGAUCUUUGAAUAUUGUGAACAUGUUGAAAUCAAGAAACAAGAGCAAAAGCAAACAAGAGAAGAAGUCACAAGAAGGGAAGUACCUUGGAGUAAGGAGGCGUCCAUGGGGAAGAUAUGCAGCUGAAAUCAGAAACCCUUUUACGAAAGAACGACAUUGGCUUGGAACGUUUGAUACAGCCGAAGAAGCUGCUUUUGCCUACGAUGUUGCUGCUCGAUCCAUCAGCGGCUCUCUAGCUACAACCAACUUCUUCUACACUGAAAACACCUCUUUAAAAACACAACCACAACAGUUGUUACAGUCUUUAGGGCCUGAUAUGACUUGGGGAUCUUCUAGUGUCUCUCUUCUUCAUGAUCAGCCUUUUGAAAACAACCAUUUUGUUUCUGAUCCUAUCUCUUCUUUUUCUCAAGAACAAGAGUCUUCUGCCAAUCUCACUAACUCUUUCUCACAUUGUUAUGACGAUGAUCAUGUUGGUCAAAACAAAGAGAUUUCUUUGCCUUCUUUGCCUAAUGAUAUGUCAAACAGUCUAUUCUGUAAUCAGGACAAAGCCGGUGAAGAUGACAAUGCAGACCAUAUGAAGAUUGGCUCAGUUCUCGGCGAUGAACCUCACUGCUUCGAGUAUGACUACAUUGGGAAUUAUCUUCAGAGUUUUCUCAAAGAUGUCAACGGUGAUGCUCCUCAGUUUCUUAUGUGAGAUUUUAUAAGCACUUUCAAUACCAAUCCUUCACUUUAUGUAAUAUAAAAAGUAUUGUAUCUUUCUGUAGUGUCAAAUGCAUCCAUUAAGCAGAGGAUGUAACAUGUUUGAAUCAAGUUCAUUACUAUAAUUUAUAGAGCACAAA